UCACUGUCCGGGCUUUUAGGUUCCGCCAUGGCUGUCCCUGCAGGAAGAUCUGUGGUCUUUGUAACUGGAAACGCAAAGAAACUAGAAGAAGUCAUCCAGAUACUCGGAGACAAGUUUCCCUACAAGCUAGUGUCGAAAAAGAUUGAUUUACCUGAAUACCAAGGGGAGCCAGAUGAGAUUUCUAUUCAGAAGUGUAAGGAGGCUGCUCGACAGAUUGAUGGACCAGUCAUAGUGGAGGACACCUGUCUGUGUUUCAGGGCUCUGGGAGGACUUCCUGGUCCUUAUAUCAAAUGGUUUCUGGAUAAACUAAAACCAGAAGGUCUGUAUAAGCUCUUAGCUGGCUUUGAGGAUAAAUCGGCGUGGGCUCUCUGCACGUUUGCCUUCAGUGCUGGUAGAGAUCAACCUGUGCAGCUCUUCAGAGGAAAAACUGAGGGGCAAAUUGUGGAGCCCAGGGGGCCACGCGACUUUGGAUGGGAUCCUUGUUUCCAGCCUGACGGAUACAACAAAACAUAUGCCGAACUCCCCAAAGACGUAAAGAAUUCAAUCUCUCACCGCUACCGGGCGCUUGCUGCCAUGUCUGAGCAUUUCUCGCAAAUCAACAACAGCUCACCACUGAGCAAGAAGAAGAAGGAGGAUGAUUAGAGGGUCUUUGUUUUUAAAAAGGUGCUCCAAUCUGGGUCAAAGUUAAACGGUUCCUCCUGUAAAAGGCUCUUGUAGAGAUAAAUGGAAUAAUUUCUCUCGUUUUUAAUAAACAUUUAUCUUUCAAAA
This is a messenger RNA of Cyprinodon variegatus (sheepshead minnow), 768 nucleotides long. RefSeq names its product inosine triphosphatase (gene itpa). Bases 28 to 642 code for a protein of 204 amino acids. Gene Ontology annotation, cellular component: cytoplasm. NCBI's taxonomy places the organism in Eukaryota, Metazoa, Chordata, Actinopteri, Cyprinodontiformes, Cyprinodontidae. The record is from RefSeq and is a predicted model, not a curated record. The transcript is spliced from 8 exons. Gene Ontology annotation, biological process: nucleoside triphosphate catabolic process. Gene Ontology annotation, molecular function: nucleoside triphosphate diphosphatase activity.